Molecule: messenger RNA, 1842 nt
Organism: Ruditapes philippinarum (Manila clam)
Lineage: Eukaryota; Metazoa; Mollusca; Bivalvia; Venerida; Veneridae
Product: sushi, von Willebrand factor type A, EGF and pentraxin domain-containing protein 1-like
Exons: 11
Coding region: 1-1626 (541 amino acids)
Source: RefSeq, a predicted model, not a curated record
AUGAAAGACGUCACAAGUUUAACAACCCCGGGUAACGCGCCAGGAACAUUGACGGAAAUGCCAGGAUACCUCUUCGGGGUAAAAUCGGAGUGGGAUCUAAAAGAUGUUGAUGAAUGUGAAACAUGCCCGCCACUGGGAACAUGUUCGACCGGAAGUAUUGGUUCGUAUGUCAAUACAACAAUAUCAACUGUGUGUAGAACAUCAGGUUGUGACGACCCGUUUGUAGAGGACAAUUUAGUUGUUUUAGGAACGCAAUAUAUCCCUCCAAAUAGCGUAAAGCAUUUAUGCGACACGGGUUAUGUAAUUAACAUUACUACAACUAACGUUGCACAUUGUCAGGAAAACGGGACAUGGACCCAUACUGGGUUUUCUUGCGAGUACGAUUGUGGAACAAUGGAAAUAGAAAACGGGCAAUUUUCAGCAAUUUCUGGAACAACUGAAAGAAGAAAUGCGACAGUAACUUGUGAUAUUGGAUAUUUAUUAUCGGGCAGUUCUUUCGUGACAUGUACAGAAUAUGGUUGGGACGGAAGUGCAGCGUGUAAUGUGAUAGAUUGUGGGCCGCCAGUAGUUGAUAAUGGCCAGUACACGGCAUCAUCUGGGACAACUUAUGGAAUGUUAGCAACACUUUAUUGUAACCCUGGUUACGAUUUCUCGGGAGAUACCGUCGCUACUUGUACUGUAAAUGGAUGGGACGGAAGUGCCACGUGCACCCCAAUGGAUUGUGGACAGCCACCAUCCUUCGAUAACGGGCAGGUAGAUACGUCCGGUGGUACGAUCUUAGGGAACAUUGCAAUAUUUAGCUGUGAACAAGGGUAUGCUAACGUCGGCGACACGUCAACAACUUGUUCUCCUAGUGGUUGGGAUGGCAGUGCCUCGUGCUUGUUCGUUGAUUGUGGGCCGCCAGUAGUUGAUAAUGGCCAGUACACGGCAUCAUCUGGGACAACUUAUGGAAUGUUAGCAACACUUUAUUGUAACCCUGGUUACGAUUUCUCGGGAGAUACCGUCUCUACUUGUACUGUAAAUGGAUGGGACGGAAGUGCCACGUGUACACCUAUGGACUGUGGACAGCCACCACCCUUCGAUAACGGGCAGGUAGAUACGUCAGGUGGUACGAUCUUAGGGAACACUGCAAUAUUUAACUGUGACCAGGGGUAUGCUAACGUCGGCGACACUUCAACAACUUGUUCUCCUAGUGGUUGGGAUGGCAGUGCCUCUUGCGUUGGAUGUCCCGCCAGCAAUCAAACACUGUAUGAAAUGUCAUGUUAUGUAGUUGUCACCACCAAAAUGUCAUGGGCAAAUGCAAAGUGGAACUGUGAAUCGUUAGGCGGACAUCUUGCCGAUAUUAAGUCACAAGAGGAGCAAUCAUUUAUAAGGUCGCUUAUCAGUUCAACUAGCAACGGCGGCAGUCACUGGCUUGGUGGUAACGACAAAGUCCAAGAAGGUCAGUUUCGAUGGUCAGACAACACAAGAGUUUCAAAUGGUUAUAGGAAUUGGCAACCAGGGCAACCGGAUUCAUCGUCUGGGGGCGAAGAUUGCAUGGAUCUUAUUCCAGAUAAAUUUAAUUAUCGUUGGAAUGACAAUGUGUGCACGUACACAUAUCGUUCUAUAUGUCAAAUCGAUCUUUAAAGUAACCGUUUUUUUUUUCUUUUUCUGUUACAUUCAUCUGUAAAUAUUUACUGAAAAAAGUUCUUGUUACAUGAAAUGCAUGUUUUUAUGCGCUGCAAGGUUUGGCUUGAUUGACUAUGGACCUUCACAACUUGUGAAGCCAAUGUCGUGGUCAAAAUUGUGAAAAUAUUUAUAUAGAUAUUGAAACGAUAUAUUGCUUCUCAAGUCUGUGCUUUG